Molecule: messenger RNA, 1020 nt
Organism: Ostertagia ostertagi
Lineage: Eukaryota; Metazoa; Nematoda; Chromadorea; Rhabditida; Trichostrongylidae
Source: the annotation of a GenBank genome assembly
AUGUCACCUAACAGGACUCAGCUACUUUUUGGUAACCUAUGCGCCUUGGUACUAUUAUUCUUCUAUGUAAAUAGUCGUAUGAAUGCAACACAGUGGGAGAAUUCGUCGAAGACCUCCACUGCUAACUUGAUGGACCCAAGGUCGGACCUCAUAGUCAUCUACAACAGGGUACCUAAAACUGGUUCAACAACAUUUACUAACGCUGUAGCUUAUGACUUAUUUAAAUUGAACAAUUUUAAUGUGGUACAUUUGAAUAUGACCAAAAAUCGACAGAUUAUGAGUCUCACAGAUCAGAGUGAAUUUAUUGAAAACAUAACCUCAUGGAAGGAACGAUUACCCGCAUUUUACCACGGUCACGUGGCCUUUAUCGAUUUUGAAAGAUUUGGGAAACCAAACCCAAUUUACAUCAACAUAGUUCGAGAACCGCUUGAACGACUUCUAUCUCACUACUAUUUCCUUCGGUUUGGUGACAACUAUCGCAUUGGGUUGAAGAGGAGCAGAGCGGGUAAUAAUGAGACAUUUGAUGAGUGCGUGGUACGUGGUGGUCGUGACUGUGACAUGAAACAAAUGUGGCUUCAGAUCCCCUACUUCUGUGGACACCAUCACUUUUGCACGGUCGUCGGAAGUAAGCUUGCACUGGAUCAGGCUAAAAAGAACUUGAUCGACAAAUAUUUGUUGGUUGGUGUUAGUGAGCAAAUACGGGAUUUCAUAGCGCUUUUGGAACGCCUCGUGCCUCGGUUCUUCAAAGGAGCGCUUGACCACUUCGACGGGCUUAGUGAAAAUCGUGCACACCUGCGGUACACAAAGCGGAAAUACCCUCCGAACGAUCAGACUUUAUCGAUCAUACGAAGGAAUGAAGUCUACCUAUUGGAGAAGGAAUUUUAUGACUUCGCAAAGGAAGAGUUUCAAGCAAUUUUCAAGAAAGCAACUAAUGGAACCAACAACGCUUCGGAUGUUCUCCGUCUGAACUCACAAUACCAUUACGAAAAAAUUAAACCUGAAAGGCCCCUAAACUUUUGA